Messenger RNA from Gavialis gangeticus (Gharial), 3098 nucleotides. It is a transcript of the gene PRRC1, whose product is annotated as proline rich coiled-coil 1. Gene Ontology annotation, biological process: activation of protein kinase A activity. NCBI's taxonomy places the organism in Eukaryota, Metazoa, Chordata, Crocodylia, Gavialidae. Bases 381 to 1742 code for a protein of 453 amino acids. Gene Ontology annotation, cellular component: cytoplasm. Gene Ontology annotation, molecular function: protein kinase A regulatory subunit binding. The transcript is spliced from 11 exons. The record is from RefSeq and is a predicted model, not a curated record.
GCGGCCAUUUUGGAUACGGGCAGGCAGGGCAGACGCCGGCAGCAGCGCAGCCGGAGCCCCGCCAAGCAACCAGCGGCCCGGAGCCGUCGGCGCCGAGCUUUUUCUACCAUUUGCCAGGUGUGUGUUGCUGAGAGUGUGCCCAGCAACAUAUGCCUUCUUUGUCAUCCAGGCCUGAGUGUGAUGGGGGAACAAAAGAAAAAGCUUGAAAUGGCAGAGAGAUUCUAGGCCCUGAACCCCAGUGGCACUGCUCUUGCUGUUAGAAUGGUGAGAUGCUCCUGUUACACUGAUGCUGGCAGUGAAAGAAGGCCUGCAGUUUUCUUUCAGUAUUGAUCUCUGCUGCUCUCUUACCAGAUUAUUAAGCUUGGUGUAGCUGAAGGAAAAUGAUGGAAGAGAGUGGAAUAGAGACAACUCCACCCGGCACUCCCCCACCAAGCACAGCAGGGGCUGCUGCUGCCUCAGUUGCUACCAGCACACCUGUCUCAUUAGCUUUAUCCAGUCCCCUCACGUCAUCAAAUAUAUCCUCUCUCCCAUCUUUGCCUCCCGCAGCAUUCUCCACCCUCAACCCACCCCCUGUGCCUUCACAUCCUCCUAUGAUGUCUUCAGCUCCUUUGCCAUUUGUGCCUUCUACAGUAGUUUCUACUUUUGCUCCAUCUUUAACUUCUGUUCCACCUCCGAUUACCCCUUCAGGUGCUGCAGCAUUUAGUAGCUCCAUGUCUAAUUUCUCAGCACCCCCUCCACUAUCUGGUACUCUAGGCUCCAACCUUUCUGCACCUCCUGUGGGUCCCCCCAUUUCAGGAUUUUCUGCUACUUCAACAUACGAUAUUACCAGAGGUCAUGCUGGGCGAGCCCCACAGAGCCCAUUGAUGCCAACCUUUUCUGCACCUACAGGCACAGGUGUUUUGGCAAGUCCUGUUACUCAGCCAGCAACUUUUACACCACUUCUGGGUUCUGGGACUGGUGGUGGCUCUGCAAUUACUUUUCCAGAGGAGCGUGAAGACCCCAGAGUGGCUGACAUGCAGGGUGGAGCAUCUGCUGGAGGACUGUGGGGCUUUAUAAAGGGUGUUGCUGGAAAUCCUAUGGUAAAGUCAGUGCUUGAUAAAACCAAACACUCAGUAGAGACCAUGAUUACAACGCUGGAUCCUGGCAUGGCUCCUUAUAUCAAAUCUGGAGGAGAGCUGGACAUAGUGGUUACCUCCAACAAAGAAGUAAAAGUGGCUGCCAUUCGAGAUGCUUUCCAGGAAGUCUUUGGAAUGGCUGUAGUUACUGGGGAAGCUGGUCAGUCAAAUAUUGCACCACAACCUGUUGGCUAUGCAGCUGGAUUAAAAGGAGCACAGGAAAGGAUAGACAGCUUGCGUCGGACUGGAGUGAUACAUGAGAAACAGCCUGCUGUGUCUGUAGAAAAUUUCAUCGCAGAAUUGCUUCCUGACAAGUGGUUUGACAUUGGCUGUCUGAUUAUUGAAGAUCCAGUCCAUGGGAUUCAUCUAGAAACUUUCACCCAAGCAACACCAGUGCCUUUACAAUAUGUUCAACAGGCUCAGAAUCUUACUCCCGAGGACUAUAACCUGAGAUGGUCGGGCCUAUUGGUGACGGUGGGGGAAGUGCUGGAGAAAACUUUGCUGAAUGUCAACAGGACCGAUUGGCAUGUGGCAUUCACUGCUAUGUCCCGUCGACAAAUGAUCUACAGUGCAGCCAAGGCUCUAGCAGGAAUGUACAGACAGCAUUUACCACCCAGGACCGUUUGAAAGAAGACCUGACACUAAAGAGAACUUCCUCCCCAACCCCCUUUCUGUCUGAUGUGAAAGAAAAGAUUGCAUCUUCAGCUAAACAUUUUAGUCCUUGUUGGAUACAGCACAAUUUUUUAAUCUACCUGUAAAAAUAUAUAUAUUUUUUCUUUUUAGAAAGCAAAGGUAUUGUUUCAAUAAUGGAAAUGAACAACUCCUUUUUUAUCAAUUAUAUUGACUUCUAAUAUGAUGCAUAAAGAGAAAAUUAGAGUGAACUGGUACAGCAGGAUCACAUAGCACUAAAAUUUGUUGGAUGGAGGAUGCAUUUUCAUUUCAGAUAUGUAAUAGGCAUUUGUUGAAAAGUCAAAUUUAAUAUUAUAUUUACUCAAGUAUAAUUUUUAAAGAGGGGUACAAAUAUUUACUAGUUAUGGCAGUAGUAGCCUUGUUCAUAGCAUCUCCAAUGUAUUUUUGCAUUUCAAUUCAGUACCUCUGUGUUGGAUAUUUUCUAUGGACCUAAGAUAAGUAGGUGCUUAGUACUUUCUCUACACGUACAUCAUCUCAGGACUGAUGCUGAGUUAUUUUAAAGUAUUUUAAAAGUGAAUGGUUGAGAGAGAGCAUAAAUGAAUGCCUCUUAUAGUUGAGAUCUGGUCCAAAUUUGAAUUCUUGUCUUCCACUUUUUGUUUUGUUUUAGUUUUUUUGUAGUAUGUAUUCAGUCCAUCUCCCAGUGAAACCAACAGGAAGACUGAGCUGUUUUAAUGAACAUUAGAUCAGACAGGAUGUGCGCAUGAAAAUGUCUCGGCAAUGGAAUUUAACAAAAUUCAUUUACUUAUUUCUUAUCUUUAGACAGUUAUUCUGUGCUUGCAUACUGAAGAGUCUUAAGUAAUUUUUAUCUGUUUUCAUCCAUCAGCAGAUUAGCAAAAUGUGACACUCAUAUCAUUUGCUUUGACAUUCUGUAUUUUUGAAACCAGGUACAGAAUCCUGAAUUGCCUUACAGGUGUCAUGGACUCACUGCAUUUCAUUGCAAGUCUUUGUGGCAUUUCUUCAUAGCUAAAAAUGCCCUAUAUCUAUGCUCAAACAUGAUCCUACAUUUUUAUUCAGAAAGAUGGAGAUACUUGGGAGAGGUAAUAUUUUGAUGAUAGCUUUUUUUUUUUUUUUUUUUUUUAAAAAAAAAAAAAAUAAUUGCUUUGCCUUAAACAAUAGUUUUUCAGCUUAUACUGAUCUGCCUUUAUCUUUUGUAGAUGCUUUCAGAGGACAUUUUUAUAUACUGUUUAGCCAACUCCUGUUUGUACCCAGUGAAAUUCUGUCCUGUUUCCAAGUAAUAUAUUUUGCCAUAAUUGGCUUACAGUGUAAAUUAGAUUUAAAUAAAUGUUUUUUUCC